AAAUUCGGGCUUAUAGGUAAGAUUAGUAGCGACUGCUUUGUGAACGCGGCGUUUGCGCUCCAAGUAGCGAAUAUUGUCGAUAAUGUCAAUACUUGUAAAAGGACGAGAUUUUAAAAAAUAUGUGAUGCUUUGAGAAGGAUUAAAAAGCAAAGUGGUGAGUGAGAACGUAGUCUCGGUAGUUAAUAGGUGAUGAAAAAGUCGAGUAAGCAACGAACGGGCGUGGGUAACAUUUCGAGCGUGUGCCUGUCCGAGGUAAAGGGCGAAGGCGGUGGAGACCAUCUGGAGAAUUUCACGUCCUUUUACAUGAAGGAACAGGAUAUUCCCGAGUACUUGGAGGGUUGCGGUCUCAGCACCUGUUCUGCUGGCGAUAUGCCUGAGGCUGUCGAAGUCCUGCGGGACACCGCCAAAGAGAACUUCAAGGAGAAGAAGCUCUCUGCUGCCUCCAUAGCUGGCAGUGACACUAAGAAAACAGUGACUGUCAAGCAUCCAGAGUCCAACAAGCCAAAACCAACAGCCAAACGGGGAAAACCAAUUCAGGCAGAUUUGGAUGUAUCCAAAGAAUUUGUAAGAUGCAGAGAUGAGUGUGUAACACGACUUGAUCUCAGCAAGUCGAGCAUCUCAAAUCUUCCCAAUACUGUACGUGACUUGACUCACUUGGUUGAAUUCUAUCUUUAUGGCAACAAAUUAACCACUCUACCACCAGAAAUAGGAUGCCUUGCAAACUUGAAGACACUGGCUCUGAGUGAGAACUCAUUGACUAGUUUACCUGAUACUUUGAAAAAUCUGAAAUGUCUAAAGGUACUCGAUCUCAGGCAUAACAAACUGAAUGAGAUACCUGAUGUAGUUUACAGUCUGACAUCACUAACUACUCUAUUUCUUCGGUUUAAUCGAGUAAAAUGCGUUGGAGAUUCCAUAAGAAACUUAACAAAUUUGACAAUGCUAAGUUUGCGAGAGAAUAAAAUCAAGGAGUUGCCAGCUGGCAUUGGACAACUCGUUAAUCUGAUAACAUUUGAUGUAUCGCACAACCACUUGGAGCAUCUACCUGAAGAAAUUGGAAAUUGCAUUCAAUUGUCAACACUUGAUUUACAGCACAAUGAGCUUUUGGAUAUCCCUGAGACAAUUGGAAACUUAGUAUCUGUUACAAGACUUGGACUGAGAUACAAUAGACUGUCGAGCAUACCACAGUCACUGGCAAACUGUAAGCUGAUGGAUGAAUUUAGUGUGGAGGGAAAUCAAGUGUCUCAACUGCCAGAUGGAUUGCUGUCAAGUCUCUCAGACUUGACGACAAUCACAUUAUCGAGAAAUGCAUUUACUGCUUAUCCCUCCGGAGGUCCGUCCCAAUUCACAAAUGUCUACUCCAUUAAUUUGGAGCACAAUAUUAUUGACAAGAUACCUUAUGGUAUCUUCUCACGAGCUAAGAAUCUUACGAAGCUCAAUAUGAAAGAAAAUGAAUUGACUGCCUUGCCUUUGGAUAUUGGAACAUGGGUUAAUAUGGUGGAACUUAAUCUUGGUACCAAUAAAUUGACAAAGAUUCCAGACGACAUCCAAUGCCUUCAAAGCCUUGAGAUUCUGAUACUUUCAAACAAUGCUUUGAAACGUAUUCCAGCAAGUAUAGCAAACUUGCGCAAGCUUCGUGUUCUGGAUUUGGAGGAGAACAAGAUAGAAUCUCUUCCAAAUGAAAUUGGUUUUCUUCGAGAUCUUCAGAAACUUAUUCUACAGUCAAAUCAGGUGACAUAUCUACCUAGAGCCAUUGGUCAUCUGACCAACCUGACUUAUCUCAGCGUAGGUGAAAAUGAUCUGACUUACCUGCCUGAAGAGAUUGGCACUCUGGAGAACUUAGACUCCCUUUACAUUAACGAUAAUGCCAAUCUGCAUAAUUUACCAUUUGAACUGGCGCUCUGCACAAAGCUCAGUAUUAUGUCAAUUGAGAACUGUCCUCUCUCUCGGAUUCCGGCCGAAAUUGUCGCUGGUGGUCCAUCGUUGGUCAUACAGUUUUUAAAGAUGCAAGGCCCAUAUCGGGCCAUGUAACAACAGUGCAUGUGUACAAGACUGCGCAUGAUAUAUCAACUUGCGUUGCAACUUUACUCGCACUUCUGUUUUUUUAGCGUACACCGAACCGCUGCGAACCGACGCCAACCUAAUCCUUAUUUAAAUUAGUACAGUUCCGUCGAUACAUAUUCCCCAAGAUAAUUAUUACAUUAUUAAAUAUUGAUCCGCGACUGUUAUAUCAGCUUCAAAUUUUUAUUUAACCACUUGACUUCCUCGCAGCUAUGUGCACAGCUCCAAAUGUCUUCUGCCAAUUGUAUUAUUUAUAAGUAGGCUAGAUAUAGUGAUAAUCGUUUCAACAGUUUUUGGAUGUUUCAGCGUUCACGCUAAAAUUUGUCAUUUAACUGUUGAAAUACGUGCGUGAUUGUCAAUGUUGUUUUUCGAAGUCAAGACCUGUUACGGUUCCAAUUGUUGUAAACGCGGCUACGAUAUCGUCGGGCAAAAAUUUUUAAAAUUAUACAUAGUCGUACUACGAGAUCAGUUUCGUAUUCAAGGGACAUUUUUAUACUGUAUUUCGUAACAAGAUGGCCCCUGAGCAUGAACUUUAUCUUACAGCACGACUAUACAUGAUUAUCCUACUUUAACUUGCAACAUACGUGAACUUGAAUAUCGCGACAAUGUAAAACUGCGCCAGAACCGACAGCGUGCCAUUUCAGUUGGACCAAUUUAGGUUUAAUGGUUUGCUACAAAUGGAUAUUACUGGUUUAUCAUGAAUAAUGAAUAACGUACGUGCGGUUGAUCUUGAAGUAAGAACGUUUACCUACAUCUUAUAAUGCCAAACACAUUCAAAAAUAUUGCCAACAAAAAUACAGUAUAUUCCUUUAGUUCUUUUUCUUUUGCUUGAUUAUAAAUACUACAGUACUUCUUAGUAAUACCUUAUCGACUAAAGAGAAAACUGAUCAUGAAAAGUGUUCACCAUUUUUUUUUCUCCAACCAAUGUACUUGUUCAUUGUUCAUGAAACAGUAAGACCAUCAUCGCGUUUUUUAUAUGUAUAUGCAUAUAAUGAUGUUAAACGUAUUAAGGAUACAUAAUAAGCUACACAUGUAACGUAUGCAUCCUUAAUGACGGUGAGUAAUUUACAGAAACUAAAAGUAUCAUUAAAUAUGUAUUUUGACGAAAAGUGUUAGCCCUUAUCCCUCUAGCAUCGAGAUAUCGAUGAUUCAAUGUCGUACUAACGAUUACGAUGACUAUGAUGAAUAUAAUGACUUCAUUUCGUGGCCAAAUUCUUACGCUACCCGAAGUACCUCCGAUUGGCGUAUUUUUAAACGUCAUUUUAUUCGGGAGUGUUUUCGCCAGUGCUAUUCAGGAAAAUAUAUAUUAAUAGAAUCGAGAGAUAGGGGCUAAAAAAAGGGAUAAAUCGAUCGCAUCCAAAUUAAUUAUUAAUGACUGUACUCGAUUGAGCGUUUGACGUUUUAAUCGUACAUUCGUAAUUUUGUAAUGUUAUUGUUAUACCGGAUGGUUGAGAUAUAACGGGUUGCCAUUUCGUCGCUGAAACGAGUGCAACUCGUAUUUUAUAUUGCCUGUUAAUGUAGUAACCGACGUUUAGGCUGGAUUUAUCGAAUAAAUGACAGUUAGCGAAUUAGUGAUUCGUACAAUGCAAAGAGUAUUACAUGCUGCAUUUUUCAGGAAAAUUUGCGGUUAAUAGUUAUGAACAAAUAUUUUGUUAUACUUACGCAAAGUCAUUUUUGUAUAUGCAUCUCUGUUUGAAUCGUUAACGUGCUACGUAUAAUUUUUAUAUGAACCGAGCCUUAUCUUCUGAAAUUAUAAAACCUAAUAUUCGUAUAUUAAACGACACGCGCUCAUCCUCGAUGUCUUUGUAGACUACGUAUCUCUGAUCUUGUUUAAGAAUGAGCUACAAGAACUUUUGUAACGCACCGUGUUUGUGUGGUCUCCGCUUGGAGAUAAACGCGUGUACGGAUUGCGACUCACGUUCUAUAUUUCUAGAAUCGCAGGGUUAGAUCGAUCUAUCCUUAAAUUAGCCGUCUACGUAGUUUACGUGUAUUCUUAUAUGAUCGGAAUGAAUGCGCAUAAAGGGUAAGAAAGUAUAAAGUGCAACGAAUAAGCCCAACACUUGGAAUCGAUAUUUAUUCCUACAAUUUUACUAAUCUAUUUUCAACAUCGUGCAUAAGCUUGACCCUGAACACUUUACACGUUCUGUAAACAAUUUAUUUUUUACUAUAUAACCAUAUACGCAGUAUACAAUUUAUCGUACAUAUAUCUGCUGUCUGUCGAGUUUGUACAAAAGUUCUUGUAGAUCGAGGCUACUGAAAAUUACGGUAAUGAUGAUGACGAAUGCGACGAGAUAGAAAAACUAAGGAAACGCUUUAUCAACAUUGUUACGGAUAAAAGUGCAUUUGUUAAAUUUACGAUUGUGGAGAACGAGUAAGGGAAAGCCAUUUUUCGCUUGCCAAUCGUGUGCCCGAUGAGUUUAAUAGCGCUGAGAUAGGUAGGAGUUUACUGACGAUCGAAUAAUGUUUCAGGAUAAUAUGGAGUAUGAUGGAGAAAAACGAAAAGUCUUAGGUGUCGUGCGGUCCUAUGGAGAUGAUGAAUUUUAUGUGGAUAUUAAUAAUGGAUAGCGUAUUAUUCGUAAAUCAUAAUCUUGUUGAAGAGCACGCCGAAUGGCUCCAUAUUGUAUAUUUCAUUUAAAGAAUGUAAUAUUAAUGUAAUUCAGUGUGUAUCAAAUAAUAAUAUAGUUUACUGUAUAAAUAUUUCUAAAUAUACCGAUGUAUUAUAAAACGAUCGACCGUAUACGCCUCGUUUAAUUAUUUUCAUGAUGGUAAGAGAAACAGGAUUAAAGUCCACCGAAUUAAUUAAACGAUAUAACGACAGACUAUUAAAAAAACUAAACUAAAUAUUUUAAUUACUAUACUGUGUCCAAUGCCACCCUAUUACUUCCAACUAUUUUGUACAAUUUCAUGGAAAUGUAUCUAUUCAUUAAAGUGUAGCGCAUAGAAAAUUGA
Molecule: messenger RNA, 5007 nt
Organism: Cephus cinctus (wheat stem sawfly)
Lineage: Eukaryota; Metazoa; Arthropoda; Insecta; Hymenoptera; Cephidae
Product: leucine-rich repeat protein soc-2 homolog
Exons: 1
Coding region: 190-2028 (612 amino acids)
Molecular function (GO): protein binding
Source: RefSeq, a predicted model, not a curated record